AUGGUUCUGCCCGCGCUUGUGAUAGCUGUCUCUCGCAUUCCAGAGGUCAUGGAAGUCCUUGUCGAAACGUCUUGCGACCGAAGUGUUUCCUCGUCGCCGCGCGUCGGCCAGAGUUUUCGAUACAAGGAGCGGGACGGUAUAUGGCAGUAUGAGCAGGUCAGGAUACCCAGCGCUGACAAGCCGUCUCGGGUCCCGGUCGAAGACAGCGAUCGUAUCGUCCUCGCCCUCCACAUCGAAAACAUGGCCGAGGACAUGGAGAGCAUGCUGGGCGAGACCCUCAGCCCCAGGCGCUUCCACCACAGCCUGUCUACCCGCUCCGUAUCGUCGUCAAAUGGCCGUAGGCAUCGCUCGACCAGCUCAGACCCCCUCGAGGGCAAGGGCCGGAGCCGGCACUGGCUGGGUCACGCCCUCGUCGUCCUCAACGAAGCCGGAUUCAUAGGCCUGAAGGAGGGAACGCCCGGCGUCGGUCUGGUUGAGCGGGAGGCCUUGCACAAGGCUAGGGCGAAUAUAUCGUCCACACCGAUCAAGCGCACCGUCUCAAAGACAAACCACGCCAUCUUUGACAGCAACGGCAUCCGACAGGUAUAG
Molecule: messenger RNA, 588 nt
Organism: Geosmithia morbida
Lineage: Eukaryota; Fungi; Ascomycota; Sordariomycetes; Hypocreales; Bionectriaceae
Exons: 2
Coding region: 1-588 (195 amino acids)
Source: RefSeq, a predicted model, not a curated record